AUGCCCUUUGCUUCAACAGAUACAUACUAUUUGGGUCUUGAUUUGUCAACGCAGCAAUUGAAGUGUUUGGCAAUCAACCAAGCUUUGCAAAUUGUCCACUCGGAGACUGUGGAGUUUGACAAGGAGCUUCCUCAUUAUGAGAGCAGGAAGGGUGUCUAUGUCAAUGGAGAUGUCAUAGAUUGUCCAGUACUAAUGUGGAUUGAGGCUAUUGACUUGGUGUUCAAGAAGUACGUCAAGGCACAAUUCCCGCUUAGCCAAGUACAUGCUAUUUCCGGUUCUUGCCAGCAACAUGGUUCUGUAUAUUGGUCGGAGGAAGGGGAGGCUUUAUUGGAGAAGUUACAAGACAAGUCUUCAGGCUCUUUGAUUGACCAUUUGGAUAGUAGUGCAUUUUCCAGGCAGACCGCGCCCAACUGGCAAGAUCAUAGUACGGGCGCACAAUGCAAGGAGCUAGAAAGCAUUGUGGGGGGACCUGGGAAGUUGGCGGAAUUAACUGGUUCAAGGGCCCAUUUUAGGUUUACGGGUCCACAGAUCCUGAAAGUAGUAGAGACGGAAGGCGCAACUUACAAGAAGACUGCUCGCAUAAUGCUUGUCUCUAACUUCCUGGCGAGUGUAUUUUGCGGUAAGUUUGUAGGUUUAGAAGAAGCCGAUUCGUGUGGGAUGAACCUCUACGAUAUCCCAAGCAGGAAACUAAACGAUAAAUUGUUACAGUUCAUUGAUAGUAAAUCUGAUGGACAAGAUGGAUUGUUGCAGAAGUUAGGGGGCGAGCCCAUGGAGUGCAAGACACCAACUCCAGUAGGGAAAAUAGCCCGGUAUUUCGCUGACGUUUACAAGUUAAACCCGGAAUGUUCUAUUUUCCCUAUGACCGGUGAUAACUUGGCCACAAUCUGUUCAUUGCCCUUGCAAAGCAAUGAUGUUUUGAUAUCUCUGGGUACCAGCACGACAGUGCUACUGGUUACCGACCAGUACCAUACUUCUCCAAACUACCAUAUGUUUACUCACCCAACGAUUCCAGAUCAUUACAUGGGGAUGAUCUGCUACUGUAAUGGUUCUUUGGCGAGGGAGAAGGUAAGAGACCAGCUAGAAAAUGACAAAUCCUGGACCAAAUUCAACGAUGCAGUAAUGGACGACUCUCUCGACACUUCUGACGAGUUGGGGAUAUAUUUCCCAUUCGGGGAGAUUGUCCCCAGUGUAUCUGCUACAUACAAGAAGGUUAAAUUCGAUAAAUCGACUGGCCAAAUUACCUCAACGGUCUCGAAUUUCGACAACGCGAGACAUGACGCGAAGAACAUUGUAGAAUCUCAAGCGUUGAGCUGCCGUGCACGGAUCUCGCCGUUGCUUAAUGCGGUCAGCGAUCCAUCUCCAAAGGAUAAAAACUUGACAGUGACCUUCGACUACGAUACAAAUGUGCCCCUGAGUGAGUACACCUGUAAGAGACCCAAGCGAGUCUUCUUCGUAGGCGGGGCCUCCAAGAAUGAUGCCAUUGUCAAGAAAUUCGCUCAAGUACUGGGCGCAACGGAGGGGAACUACCGCCUCGACACCCCAAACUCGUGUGCCCUCGGUGGGUGUUUCAUCGCAAUGUGGUCCGAUGCAUUUGUGUCCAAGCGUACUAACUUACCGUUUGACCAAUUCUUGAACAAAAACUUCCCCUGGGACUCGCUAGAUUUUGUAUGUCAAUCGCAGACCGCUCAAUGGGAGAAUUACAAUAAGAUGCUUGUCCCAUUGAGUCGGCUGGAGGCCAUGUUAGACUGA
Molecule: messenger RNA, 1749 nt
Organism: Huiozyma naganishii CBS 8797
Lineage: Eukaryota; Fungi; Ascomycota; Saccharomycetes; Saccharomycetales; Saccharomycetaceae
Gene: XKS1
Product: xylulokinase
Exons: 1
Coding region: 1-1749 (582 amino acids)
Biological process (GO): D-xylose metabolic process; xylulose metabolic process
Cellular component (GO): cytosol
Molecular function (GO): D-xylulokinase activity
Source: RefSeq, a predicted model, not a curated record